AUGAACUGUGGACUUGAAAAACAUCACAAUGUUAAUGGACUUGGAUUAUUUGUUUCAAGUCCAUUUUUUGGAAUUAUAAAACUUCAUAUUUCUCUCUCUUUUCUGGUACAGACAGAGCGCGGGGUUUUGGGUACAAAGAAUUCUCCCAGAAACCAAUGGAAAGUGAAUCAAUGGUCUGCUAAAGUUUCCGUGGAGAAUUCUGUAACAGCCAUGGCCGAGUCAAACGAGCAACAUGCGGCUCAAUCGUUCGAUGAACCCUCUCCAGCGAGGAAGGCUGGCCUGUUCUAUAAGCUAGUAGUGCCGUCUAUUCUUCAAGACAAGAAGCUGAAAAUACCGAAAAAAUUUGCGAAGAAGUUUGGAGAUGAUCUUUCUGAUUUUGUUACUCUAGUUGUUCCUAAUGGUUACCGAUGGGUUCUGGAAUUAAAAAGACAUGGCCGUAGUUUGUGGUUUGAGGAUGGCUGGCAUGAAUUUAUCAGACACCAUUGCAUUCAAGUUGGGCAACUCUUGGUGUUCAGAUUUGAAGGAAAUUCCGUUUUCAACUUUUACAUGUUCAACCUGACUUCUAUUUCUAAUGGUUCAUGCAUUACUUCAAAUGCUUCCUGUGAACAAAGCCCAAUUGCACUUGGAAAAGAAGCUGAAUGUGAGAAAUUAGUUGAACUAUUUGGUUACAGUUCUCCGGACCCUUCGCAUUCUUCGGCCAAGAAGGCUUUUUGUGAGUCUUCAGAGCAGCAGAAAUUCCAUGGAAGUUCCAAUGAAGCUAGCACUUCUUCGGCCAAGAAGGCUUUUUGCGAGUCUUCAGAGCAGCAGAAAUUCCAUGGAAGUUCCAAUGAAGCUAGCACUAAGAACUUUACGCAUUGGUUUGACACACAGAACCUGCAUCCUCCAAAGGAUUUUGAUUAUACACUCAAAGGUUUAGAUAAGUUGCAAGUUCUAAGGUCAAAUGGAGAUAUUGGUAUUCAGUUCAAUGGAGAUGGGCUCGCAAAAGCUAGAGAGAAUCUUUCCUUUCAAUUCUCUAAUGAAAUAGAAGAAGGAGCCAGGAAAAAGAAGUUAAAAGUUGAACCAAUUGACUACUACAAUGAGCCAUUAUUCGAAAAAAAAUGUGGAAACAUCCCACAUAAAAUUACUAGGAUGGCUUUCGGAGUUGAGGAGUUCGCGUUUGGCAAUCCUUUUUGCUGGAUUGUUAUGAGACAUUCCUAUGUACGCAGAGGAUUCCAUCUGCAUAUACCGUCCAAAUUUUCUGAGAAGUAUCUGAAAGGGAUCUCAGGCGACAUCACGCUUCAGGUUUCUAGUGGAAAGCAAUGGCGUGUUCGAUGUGUUCGUGAAGGUCCUGGCACCAAACUAACCAGGGGAUGGGCUAACUUUGUCAUGGAGAACGAUUUGAAAGAAGAAGAUGUUUGUGUUUUUGAACUGCUUGAUAUAAAAGACAUUGUGCUGAAAGUUACAAUAUUCCGUGCCCAUGACUUUCCAACAAAAACUUGAAUCCAAGGAAAACGUGGAAGCCCAGCCGGAACAAAUCCAGUGCAUUACAAUGCCAAUAUGUUUAAGUUUUUCUCAAAGACUGAUGACAACGAGGUGCCUUGAAUACACAACGCCCUGUUGUUGAAGAUUAUCCUUGUUUAGUCCAUGCAGCUUUUUUUUUUUCAAAGCAGGAAGUUGAAGAGUGGUUGAACUUUGAAACUCCAGUGCUUUUAGCCUCCCAUCUGUACAUUCUUCUCUACAUGGAAAAGUUAAAAAGUUGGUUUUCUUA
This is a messenger RNA of Cucurbita pepo subsp. pepo (vegetable marrow), 1747 nucleotides long. Its product is annotated as B3 domain-containing transcription factor VRN1. The record is from RefSeq and is a predicted model, not a curated record. NCBI's taxonomy places the organism in Eukaryota, Viridiplantae, Streptophyta, Magnoliopsida, Cucurbitales, Cucurbitaceae. Gene Ontology annotation, molecular function: DNA binding.